AGCUGCGUCUGGAGAUCCAUGGGGUCAGUGUCCAGUCAACAGAAAGUGCAAGGACAAGUUCGGAGACGGGUCGUGUGACAGAGAAUGUAUGGAGCCUGAGUGUCUGAGGGACGGCCUCGACUGCAUGAAGGACAGGGGCCACUGCAAUCCGGACCACAUCAAGUACUGCCGCGAUCACUACGCCGACUCCCACUGCGGCCAGGGAUGCAACAGCGCCCCCUGUGGAUGGGACGGCAGCGACUGCUUCAGGCAUCAGAGCCCGCAGUGGGCUAAAGGAACGCUGGUCCUUCACACUAACAUCCCGCUGGAACGCGGCACCUUCUCCAACAGCUCCGUGCUCUGGGCGCUCAGCGUCCUCCUCCAGUCGCCGCUCAAACUGAGAGGGGCCACCCAGCUCGCCACCAACAUGAAACUGUUUGAGUUUGACCCUCAGCAGCUUAUCGACCUGCUCGCUAAGGCCACACCUGCCGACUCCAACGGCUCCCUCCUUUUCCUCCAAGUGGACAACAGGCCGUGCGUCCGUCUGCCCUCUACCUGUUUCCCCUACGCCACAGAGGCCGCCAGUUUCCUACGUGCCGCAAUGUUGCUGAAGCCCACAUCGCUCCCCACCCUCCCGGAGCUGAAGGCCGUCAUCGGUAUCAGAGGUGUCCGAGAGGAAAUAGGAAGCAGGGAGGAGGAAAUGGUGGAGGUAGUCAAAGAGUCGAACCCUGUGUGGCUGUGGGCCGUCGUUGCCAUAGCGGUUUCCAUGCUGCUGGCGCUGCCCGUGGCGGUGUUCCUGGUGGUGAGGAGGGUGAGGCAGCGGCGGGCUGAGAGGGAGGGCAACAACAGGGUGAGACACCGGUCGACCGUCACCGACAACGAGCAAAGCAAAGCCAAGUCCUGGACGCCGCACGCAGCCCAGCAAGAACAACGGGUCAGGUCCAGCAGAGACAUAGACAAGAUCAGCCUGCGGAAGAAGAAGAAAGCCAAGGAAGCGGAGAAGAAGAGGAGGAGGGAGCCGCUGGGCGAGGACGCCAUUCGAAUGCGGCCUCUCAAAAGGGACCAGGACAUAGGAAGCGAUACAGACUUUACCCAGAGUUCAAUGGAAGACAUCAAUGCGAGAUGCUCCAGGCGACAGGAGGACGCGUCCAUCUGUGACCACAGGACCCAGGACCAGAAACAGUACCGAGCUGGACCCUCUCAGUCCCGCAGACCCAUACAACCUCCACCUAGAGGAUGGGAGAGAAACGCCAUGCCGCCUCCUCUGCUCAGUCCUCCCCAACAGUCGGCAGAGUGGUGUGGCCCAGAUGGGUCUGUGGUUCUGAUCCGAGCGGUGCGUAGUGGACUGGACAGGGUGGUUCUGGAGCUGCUGCGAGCAGGAGUACCUGUCAACAACACCGACCACACUGGGAGAUCAGCCCUGCACUGGGCAUGUUCAGUAAACCACCUCUCCCUUACAAGAACCCUCAUUCGCUAUGGGGCCGCUGUGGACCUGCAAGACAACAAGGGCGAGACCCCGCUCUUCCUCUCCGCCCUCCACGGCUGCUACGACACUGCCAGACUCCUCCUCCUUCACGGCGCCAACCUUGAGCUGCACGAUCGAAGGGGCCGGCGGCCGAUCGACGUUGCCAGAGAGGGGAUGCGUCACCAGGUCCUGGAACUCCUGCUGGCUCACCAAAUACAGAGAGGGCCCGUUACCGUAGACUCAGCCAACGACAUGAUGUGGGAGGAGCGUGCUCUGAUGUACUCGCCAUGGGCCGGAUCACAGGGCCUGCCUGGAAGAAGCGCCUCCUUCUCCGGGAUAGUAGCACAUCGAGAUAUGUCCCCGCCACCACAAAAUGAUUGGUCGAUGAACAGAGUGCAGUACCCCUCCCCUCAGAACUGGCGACCACAGCUCAACCAAUCAGCAACAGCGCUGGUACCUCCAAGAAUCAUGGGCCGCUCCCCUCGGCCAAUCAGCACCUUACAGGAGGUGACCUCAGAAGACGAGGAUCGCGACAGGCAUCACGACGUCCCCAGAGCUGCAACACCUCACUUCCCGUCCCCUCAACCAGCGCCCCGGCAGCGCUCCUUUUCCUGCACCCAGCAUGCAUUGCAGCGUCGCUCCAGUGCCCCACAGCCGGAGCCAAACUAUAUCAUCUUGACAGACAGAGCAGCCUAUGAGAGCGUAGAAAGAGCAGCGGUUUCACCUCCGACAGAAGCUGCCGUCCAAUCGGAUCGCCAGCCGGUCGCGAACAGCGAGAAUCCCAGUAGAUCAGAACAAGCAGCGGUGAGUUCAACACAUCCAGAGCAGAAAUCCAGAGGUGAGAGGUCAAACAACACGGCUGACUCCACACAGACGGCCUUGUAGAGAAGAGGAUAAGAAGACAGGAUGUGACGAUGAUUCACAAAAUCAGUAGCCCAUCAGCUGGAAGGAGUCCGACUACCCCCCCAUCACCUUCCACUCAGCCUUUCCUAAAUUAUUCUCACCACCUCUGUUAAAGAGGUUGUGUUUCCAUGACAACGUGUCUGUCAGUCUGUCCGUCUGUCGCAAAAACCACGAAAACUAUAUUUCCAUCAGACAUUUUUUUCCUUCAGAGGAGCAUAUGGUUAAAUGUAACAUGUGAUUAAACAACAUGUCUGACGUAAAAACCCGUCAAACACGAUGAGUGCGACGGCCAUUCUGAAAACUUAACUCCGGUGUUUUCACAUUGUGUUCACGUGUUGUAUUCUGACUCCUGCAGAAAUAUUUAAAGUGUUGUACAAAGACGUCAGAA
Molecule: messenger RNA, 2735 nt
Organism: Paralichthys olivaceus (Japanese flounder)
Lineage: Eukaryota; Metazoa; Chordata; Actinopteri; Pleuronectiformes; Paralichthyidae
Source: RefSeq, a predicted model, not a curated record